AUGCUAUCCCCAGGUAUCUCAGCUGUGUGCCAAGCGCUAUCGGCUUCAGUCGCUGAAUUUGUAACAUAUCCUAUCGCAUUAGUGAGAACUAGAGAACAAGCACACUUAGCUUCACCGAAUGUUGUAUUUAGGUACAAGGGCCUAUUUUCCACCCUAAACAAUUUGUACAGGUUGGAAGGACUGAAGGCACUCUACCGCGGUGUGUGGAGUAGCGCCUUGAUGGCCUCUUUUUCUUGGGGUGCAGUUAGGUACCUAUACGAACGUUUGGGUUGCUUCACUUUUUCAUCCAAAGAAUUUACAGACUGCAUGAUCAGGAGUAUCAUCUCAUCUUUCAUCACCACGUCCAUAGUCCACCCUUUUUGGAUCGCAAGACUGUCGCUACAGCUAGAAUCAAUUCAGGCCAAAAGGGCCGGCUGGUUUAUCAGCGGGAACACCGCUAAAUGGAUCUACCACACCUUUUCUAGACACGGGGCUAUGGGAUUAUUUAAAGGCUACUCAGCUUCGUUCACGUCGAUUCCUCAGAUAACAAUACAAAUGACAUUGUAUGAGUCACUAAAGGGGAGGAAAACACCGGAAGGUAACAGCACAUUGAGUUUUUUAAACCCAUAUCUACCGAUUAUUUACGGGUCUUUAUCCCGCCUAUGUGGCAGUUUAUGUACGUAUCCCGUCAUGGUUUCUCGAGCCCAAAUGCAAUGCCAACUGUCACCAUAUUUCCAACAGGGGAUCAUCAAAAACAUCGUCCACACCUACAAAAUGCAGAGUAUUUCAGGCUUGUAUGUGGGGUUUAAGUGCCAGAUAAUGAGAUCAUUGCUAUACGGCCUGAUCUUUUACACAUCGUACGAGACGUUGACCAAACUUGCCCUAAAACGUAACGCUUUACUCAAAACCUGA
This is a messenger RNA of Babesia microti strain RI, 891 nucleotides long. Its product is annotated as Mitochondrial carrier protein. The transcript has a single exon. The record is from RefSeq and is a predicted model, not a curated record. Gene Ontology annotation, molecular function: folic acid transmembrane transporter activity; FAD transmembrane transporter activity. NCBI's taxonomy places the organism in Eukaryota, Apicomplexa, Aconoidasida, Piroplasmida, Babesiidae. The coding region runs from base 1 to 891 and encodes 296 amino acids. Gene Ontology annotation, biological process: folate import into mitochondrion; nucleotide transport.